Chiloscyllium plagiosum (whitespotted bambooshark) is the source of this 3382-nucleotide messenger RNA. It is a transcript of the gene ankrd13a, whose product is annotated as ankyrin repeat domain 13A. Gene Ontology annotation, molecular function: protein binding. Gene Ontology annotation, cellular component: cytoplasm. The record is from RefSeq and is a predicted model, not a curated record. NCBI's taxonomy places the organism in Eukaryota, Metazoa, Chordata, Chondrichthyes, Orectolobiformes, Hemiscylliidae.
UUCCUGAGGGGAAGCCCUUCACAGACUACUUCCCACCUUACAAAAUACUUUCCAGUGCGGUUAAAUACGUCAUCAUGUUGAAUGGGCCUUGUAGAAAUGUCACUUUAUUCGUGGGCUUACAAAGUAAUUAGCCAGUGUUUACCUGCCAGUCCAUUCGAGACCAGUUUGGACUGAACCACAAUGAGACGGAGGAGGAGGGGAGUAUUGACAGUAUCGAAAAUGGUUGAUAAUUGAAAAAAGUGAAACAAAGCCCCAGGGUCGUUGACAAUCAAUAAUUCGAAAUGAUCACUCCCAUAAACUACUGAUCAGCAAAUAUGCCGAUAUUUAUUGAAACGGGUACCAAUUUUCUUUUGUAACCCCCCCCCCCCCGGCUGGAUGGAUUGUAUUUCCUUGUUGUCCAUCUCUUCCUGUAAGUUUUUGUUGGAAAGUUUCAGAACUUUUGUUCUGUUUUCUGUGCUGUUGUCUUUUCGCUUUGGAGGGAGGGGUUUAAAGAGGAAAGGGCGGGGGUCGAUUGAAGCUUAGGAACUAGAAUGUGCUCAUUGGAAGAGUUGAGGAACAAAUACAAACUUCACCUGUUGGUCUGGCACAACCAGUAUAGAGAACUUGAGGAGGAACUGAAACAGCAUGAUAUUGAAGCAGUUGAUCCACGGGGUCGGACGCCAUUGCAUCUCGCUGUCUCGCUAGGACACUUGGAAUGUGUCAACAUACUGCUUCGAAACAAUGCCUCUGUCGACAAGGAGAAUGCCAAAGGAUGGACAGUUCUACAAGAGGCAGUCAGCACAGGAGAUCCUGAGCUGUUGGAAAAAAUUCUUCAGUAUCGAGAUUACAAUCGAAUAAACUCACAGUUGAAUGGUGUUCCAGAACUACUCAGCAAGAUACAAAAGACUUCUGAUUUCUACGUGGAAAUGAAGUGGGAGUUUACCAGCUGGAUUCCCCUGGUGUCAAAGAUGUGCCCAAGUGAUGUGUACCGUGUGUGGAAGAGUGGUGCCAAUCUGCGAGUGGAUACAACCUUACUGAACUUUGAGAACAUGAAAUGGGAAAGGGGACAUCGUAGCUACAUAUUUAAGGGCAAAGCUGACUCAGCAGAAUUUAUAGAGGUAGACCACGAGAACCAGGUUGUAGACCGAGAACAUUUUACACUCUCACAAGAACAACAAGGCCUCGCUUUAUCCUCCGUCAGACCAACAAAGGACCAGGUUGCAAAUCGUCUUACAUCCCCUAUCGUUUCUACGUGCCUUGACACAAAACAUAUAUCCUUUGAGAGGAACAAAUGUGGAUUCUGGGGCUGGCGGACAGACAAGACUGAUGUUGUUCAAGCAUAUGAGGCCAAGGUUUUCACUGUGAACAAUGUUGAUGUGGUAACCAGAAGCAGAACAGAACACCUGACUGACGAUGAGAAGACCAAAUAUAAAGAUGAUAAAAAUCUGCUUGAAUCUCUGCUGGGAAAAGCAGAGGAGCACAUCAGUCCACAGAAUGAGCACCUCAUCACAGAAACUGCAACUAUCCACAAUGUGACAUCCAUCAUGCCAGAGGAAUAUUUCAACCCAGAGUUUGACCUUGGAGACAGAGACAUUGGUCGGCCAAUGGAGCUUUCUGUCAAAACACGCAAAUUUAAAGCAACAUUGUGGCUAUGCGAGGAAUACCCACUGUCCUUUGUGGAGCAGGUAAUUCCAAUAAUUGAUCUGAUGGCAAGGAGCAGCAUACAUUUCGCAAAACUCAGAGACUUCAUCACAUUACAGCUGCCACCAGGAUUUCCUGUCAAAAUAGAAAUCCCACUAUUCUACGUCCUGAAUGCACGAAUUACAUUUGGAAAUGUGAAUGUAUGCAGCACCGAUAAGGCACUGACUCCACAAACACAGAAGGGAUCACUGAGCAACUUGGUCAUGUCAACAUCUAAUGGAGGCUCUAAAUUUAAAGUGGAUCAAUCUGUUUUCGCCAUACCAGAAAAUUACCACAUCCGUGGAAUGGGCAAGAAUAUGGUACUUGGUGUUGAGGAUGAGAACGAUCAGUUGAUCCAGUUUGCGAUUCAGCAGAGUUUACUCGAUUCUCACUCUGGCAGUGAAGAUGUGUGGGAGAUGCCAUCCAGCGGGACUUUACAAUUGGAGCAGAACUUGAACCAAGAUGAUGAAAGAGCAAUCAAUGAAGGCAUUACAACGGGUUCCCAUGGAUCUCAUUCCACGGAUGCGUACUCUAGUUACAACACUCAAUUACAAAUUGCCAUGGAGCUUUCUGCCAAAGAACUUGAGGAACAGGAGGAAAGACAGAGAGAAGAGGAAGCUAUGCUGAAGCGAAUAUUAGAGCUUUCCCUACAGGAGAAGUGAAGACUGGUCUUGGGCCAAUUGAAACGGGUUCGCAGCACUUUAAUAAUCUGUUACAACCAUGAGGUUAAUCUGACUUUUCUUAAAGUAUAUAUUUCCUCCAUAUUUUUAUUAUCUGACUGAACAUUCAGCACCUUGGCUGGCAGCAGUUCUUUCAUCCCAGAUCUAGUGUGCAGAUGAGACUAUAACAUUGUUAGCUCAGUGAGAAUUAGCCUCUUAUGCAAACCUUACAAAGUUUGUCUUAGAAGCCAAAGUAUCAUUUAUUGACUUGGUUCUGAAGCAGAACUGCAUUAUAGUGAGCCUUCUGUUGUAUAGGGUAUUGUAUGAUUGCAAACAACCAGCUUGUGCCUGCAACAUACUAAACAUCUCAAGCAUCAGGCAAGCAAAAGUUAGAAUUUUAAACAAAAUACAUGUGUUGCUAUUUCCAUUCCGUGCACACCGUGCUGAUGAUACCAAUGUCAUCCGAUGCACCAGGAAGGAUGCAAGCAAAGCUACAUUUUUUGUCCAUCCUUAGUUGCCUCAAAAUAGUGAUUGCAAACUAUUUGAUCAUACAGGUAGGGAGAGGCCUGGCUUCAUAUCUCAUCCUAUGCUUAAGCAAUUAUUGCAUGCUCACAAUUUCCAGCUGAGUUAGCUAACAAUAACUUAAUGCUGAGUAUCACCUCUAAGACUUUUCAUGCCUGCACCUGCAAAUAUUGAGACUGACUCAAAAUGCCAGAUGGUGUUGAGACAAUGGCGGGGUUUGGGUAGGCAUAAAUGUUGAGUAAUCAUUUGAGCUUUGUUUAAAGACUGUAGCAGUAAAUGAAGCAUUUGAUCAUGCCAGAUUGCAUAAGUGAAUGCCCACACACCUAUCUUCAUACAUAGUUCUGACAGUAGCAUAAUGUGAAACUCUUUCUACUCCAUUGGGGGAGAGAUGGAGGAGGAGAGGCAGGCAAUAAAACCUAUCCUAAUCAUUUCAGAUUUGUAAAUUAAUGAGAACUUUUAACUUAUACUUUGAAAUAAAAUGGUACUAUAGUUUUCACUUUUCUGAAUUAUGUAAUAAUUGCAUUAAAAGAAAAUUAAACUUG